Messenger RNA from Penicillium canescens, 1326 nucleotides. Its product is annotated as OSBP family protein. Lineage: Eukaryota; Fungi; Ascomycota; Eurotiomycetes; Eurotiales; Aspergillaceae. Gene Ontology annotation, molecular function: oxysterol binding. The coding region runs from base 1 to 1326 and encodes 441 amino acids. Gene Ontology annotation, biological process: piecemeal microautophagy of the nucleus; maintenance of cell polarity; exocytosis. The record is from RefSeq and is a predicted model, not a curated record. Gene Ontology annotation, cellular component: membrane; intracellular membrane-bounded organelle; cytosol. The transcript has 4 exons.
AUGUCGUCGACAACACCACCGUGCAGCCAGAGUUCCGACCAAAAACGUCGCUCUUGGUCGAGUUUUCUAAAGAUGUAUUCACAUGGUAACGAUUCUCAGCUGGUGGCCACAUUCAAAGGCGAAUUAUCAUCUUUAACUGCUCCUCCAUUCAUCCUUUCGUCAACUUCUCUCGUCGAGUAUUCCGCCUACUGGGCCGGACAGCCUGCCCUGUUCGUUCAACCGGCCAAGGAAGCAGACAGCGAAAAACGUGCUCUACAGGUCCUCAAGUGGUUUCUCAGCACACUGCAUCAGCAAUACUGCAGCCGCAGUGAGAAGUUCGGGAGUGAGAGAAAGCCGCUGAAUCCGUUCCUAGGCGAGCUGUUCAUCGGAAAAUGGAAAAACGGUGAUUCGGAUGUGGGCGACACUUCUUUGAUAAGUGAACAAGUCAGCCAUCAUCCCCCGGCAACGGCAUUUGCGAUCAGAAAUGAGAACCACGGUGUUCAGUUGCAAGGAUAUAAUGCUCAGAAAGCUUCUUUCUUGGGCAGAAUCCAAAUACAGCAGAUCGGCCAUGCUUUGUACACUCUUACGCCGCCUGGGUCCAACGAGAAAGAGAUUUACCUUAUCACGCUACCAAGGCUACGUAUCAAAUCCCUCCUCUACGGCACUCCUUUUGUGGAGCUAGAGAGGAAAAGUAUGAUCGCCAGCAGUAGCGGCUAUAUUGCGGAGAUUGAUUAUUCGGGCAAGGGAUGGCUGAGCAGCAAGAAAAAUAGCUUCACUGCGAGCCUGUAUGAAGCCAGCGGAGGAAAGAAGAAGCCACUGUAUCUGGUAGACGGUCAGUGGUCAGAUUCUUUUUCAAUCAGCAAUCUUCGCACCAAGGAAGUCGUUGACAAAUAUGUGGUUCGUGAUUCCAAAACAACUCCGCUCACUUUGGCACCCAUUGAAAAACAAGAUCUUUAUGAGAGCCGCCGUGCUUGGAGCAAUGUUGCUGCCGGCAUCAGGCAGGGGGACAUGGAUGCUGUUUCUCGCGCUAAAUGGUGUAUUGAAAGUGCCCAGCGCGAACUACGCAGAGUCGAAAAGGCCGAAGGACGCGAAUGGGAGCGUCGCUUCUUUUAUCGCGUCGAUGAGAAGGACGAAGGUCCUGAAUUCCAAUAUCUUUCUCGAGUUCUAGAUCUAUCGAGCACUCUCGAUAGCGAAAAGAGCGGUGGAGUCUGGCGCUUCGACGCCGAAAGGGCUGCUGGCGCCCGUCCACCCUAUCACAAAACUGGUGGUAAGGGCCUGGGCAUUUCUGACGCGGAAACAAGCAAUCUCCAGAAUUUAGCAACAGGCCAUACGUUGAAUUUUGAUUAA